AUGAGGAUUUCAACCUUCCUCGCAGCUGCUGUGGUCCUCAUGACCACAGAUGCUGUCGGUCCUGUUGUUGAUUUGAGCUAUUCCAAGUAUGAAGGAACAGCGCUGCCAAAUGGAGUAUCGCAGUGGCUUGGGAUCCGAUAUGCUGCUCCUCCACUAGGUCCUUUACGUUUUGCGGCCCCUACGACACCUGUGUACAAUUCAAGUGUCCAGAAAGCCAACAAACAUGGAACACUAUGCCUAGCAAAUCAACAAGGGCCAGGCUUACAGUAUGGAAAGCAGCCUAUGGAUGAAGAUUGCCUUUUCGUGGACGUCUAUGCACCCACAAAUGCUACAACAACCUCCAAUCUUCCUAUCAUGGUCUUCAUACAAGGAGGCGGUUGGACCAGUGAUUCGAAUGGCAACUUCAACGGCAGUCUACUUGUUCAAAAUUCGGGCAUGGCCAUGAUGGUCGUCACUCUGAACUAUCGAGUUGGGCUUCUUGGCGCGCUUGCGAGUAAAGAGGUCCUUGCCGGUGGCAGUCUGAACAACGGUUUGAAAGAUGUGAUAUAUGCAUUGCAAUGGGUCCAAGAUCGUGCUGAUUUGUUUGGCGGGAACAUUCAUCAAGUUGUCCUUUCGGGAGACAGUGUUGGUGCAAUCAUUAUUGGGUACCUCAUGGCUGCGCACAACGGAACGGGACUUCCUGGCUACUUUCACGCAGCCGCUGCUGAAAGUCCUUCAGUCAGUGGUGAUGCUCAAGUGGUCGACCUCCAACCUCGCUACAAUGCGCUGGUAAAUGCCACUGGCUGCUCGAAUAGCACCGAUACUCUUUCAUGCUUGAGAGGACUCGAUGUCGCAACAUUGCAAACCAAAUCGCCGACCUAUACUUGGAGUCCAUGCAUUGAAUACGAUCUCCUCCAUGCUCCACUAUACGAAAUGUAUGAAGCGAGACUAUUCCGUCAAGUGCCCGUCAUCUAUGGAAGCUGCACUGAUGAAGGGACCAAGAAUGUCGACAAAACAGUGACAUCUCAAACCCUGGACGCUUUACUCAAGAAGGAUCUUGGAAACAUGAACGAUACUCAACUCAACGAAAUCAAGACCAUAUAUCCUGACUCUCUGAAUAAUGUCACAUUUUCGGGGGCAGUUCUGAAUGCAACAUAUCCAGGUGCUGGUAACGAAUGGCAACGUCUUGCUGCAAUUUAUGGAGAAACGUUUUUGCGCUGUGUCGCGGCAUUUCAGUCUGACAUGCACUUCGCAGCUGGAAACACGCAGAACUGGCACUAUCACUACGAUGUCCUCGAUCCUCGAGAUGCUGCUACAGGCAAUAGGGUGUAUCACACGGUCGAAUUAAACGCCAUCUGGGGUCCAAACAACACAGAUGGAUCGCCACCGCCUUCCUACUACAUCUCCAACGACCAAGGAGGAAAUGCAGGAGCAGUCCCAAUCUUACAGAGCUAUUGGAUCAGUUUCGUCCUCACUCUCGAUCCCAACAAGCUUCGUAAUCAAACAUAUCCAGAAUGGGAACCUUGGACUAUUAACGGAAGCAAGAGGAUCUUAUUCCAUAGCAACGGCACCCAGAUGGAGAGAGUGCCUGCAUCAGAACGUGAUCGGUGCCAAGUCAUGAUGACCUACGCGAAGGCUCGGAGUGCUUACACGCAGCCAUCACUACCCCUCCAGCCAUUCGCCAACGGGUCAUUUACGGAUCCAUAUCCCGUGAGAGGUUUUCCCAUUAACGGUGAGAACUGA
Molecule: messenger RNA, 1722 nt
Organism: Mollisia scopiformis
Lineage: Eukaryota; Fungi; Ascomycota; Leotiomycetes; Helotiales; Mollisiaceae
Product: alpha/beta-hydrolase
Exons: 10
Coding region: 1-1722 (573 amino acids)
Source: RefSeq, a predicted model, not a curated record